CACAUGUAAGCCCAACAACCGCCGGGAACUGCAAGCUUCAUCCUACAUGCAGCUGCGCCGUAGACCAACCCCUCAACGCUGACACCUUACGUAUGAUAAGAUUGACAGGGUCAUCGGAAAUGAGGAUGGGUGCCUAUACGAUACUAGUACUUAGGUGGUUAUAUCCGCCACGGCUCACGGGGAAGGGCUAGCAGCGCAUGACGUCGAACAUCACAUUUGCAGGCUGGCCGAGCGAGGUCAGUUACUAGCAAACGAAUCGUGACAAUUGAGGUUUGUUCUAAAGCAUAGCAGAAAGGAUCACAUCCACCUCAGGUUUGCACAAUGCCUGACGCCUCAACCAAGGGUGUCCCAGCACCUGAGUUGAACAUUCCACCCUCCUCGCACACAGUCGACGUUUCCAUCAUCAACACAACCUCUUCCAUACGCGGAAUCCCAACGAGCAUGUUCUUUGACUCGCCUGUCGAGGGCCACGACUGGCUUGGAAUUCCCAUCUAUUCCUUCCUCAUCCAGCACCCCACCCUCAACCGCUCCUUGCUGUUUGACCUGGGCAUCCGCAAAGACUGGACCAACCUCAGCCCCUUCCUGCUCUCCAUGCUAAAGACGACGUCGUUUACAAUGCACGUGGAAAAAGACGUGCGCGAGAUACUCGACGAAGCCGGCGUCGACACGGCCAACGUCGAAGCCAUCGUCUGGAGCCACUGGCAUUGGGACCACGCGGGCAACCCCAACACCUUUGGCCCGAACACAAAACUCAUCGUCGGCCCAGGCUUCAAGGAGAACAUGCUCCCCGGGUAUCCGGCCAACCCGCAAUCUCCCAUCCUGGAAGAAGACUAUGCCAACCGUGAACUGGUUGAGGUCGACUUCUCCAGCGGGCUGACCAUUGGCCGGUUCCGCGCCCACGAUUACUUUGGCGACGGGUCCUUCUACCUGCUGGACAGCCCCGGCCACGCAGUCGGACACCUGAGCGCCCUCGCCCGCGUCAAUGGGGGUAGGGGCUCGUCAGCGGCUGGGUCCGAAUCGGAGUCGUCGUCAUUCAUCCUGCUCAGCGGCGAUGCCUUCCACCACGUAGCCGAGAUCCGCCCAAGCAAGUAUCUUCCCUUGCCUGAGCAAAUCAGUCCCGAUCCGUUCCAGCCUGCCCAUCAGCAUGAUCAGCCCCACCAUGCGUCCUCCUGCCCGGGCGCCAUGUUCGAAUCACUCCUCACUGGCCGCGGCCGUCCUUCCUGUGGACCGUUUUAUGAACCUGCCAAGCUGGAGCGGCCGUUCCAUGCCGAUCUGGACGCGCUGAGGGAGACGAAAGAGAAGAUGAUGGAGCUGGAUGCGCAAGAGAAUAUUUUGGUGGCUUCGUCGCACGAUGAGUAUUUGCCGGAGGUGGUGGACAUGUUUCCCGAAGGGAAGCUGAACGAGUUUAAGGGGAAAGGAUGGGUGAGGAGGUUGCAUUGGCGGUUUCUGAGGGAUUUUGCAAGAGCCGUGGGCAAAGAGGACUCGGGAGAGAAAAGGGACUGGAGCCCUGUGAAGGGGCAGGAGGAGAGAGGAGAGGGAACGGGGGAUGUAAGCGGGGCGGAGAGGGAAUAGGAGGGUUCGCGAAGGCGCACUUGCGUAGGGUAUAGGGGUGGAAGCAGCAGCGGUUGGGUUUAGUGAGGAGGCACUUGGGGAGUAUGAGACGGCUUCGGCGUUCGUUGUUGGGGCCCGAUGAUUGAUUGGAAGGGGCUUGGCUACCUUAGUAGUAGCCACUUGCAAUGGAAAAGCGCAAAUCGAAACUGUACGUGAUUUGGCGGCGUCUAGGACGAUUUCAAUCCAUGUCGGGACUAGGAAGGAACGGCCAAACGAUGGAGGGUAUCCAGCUAUCCAUGAAUGCUGUCCACAUGAACGAACCAGACAACCUGGAAGCACAAAUCAGGCAUCGAGGAUCAGUUCAUAAGUUCCUUCUAGAAGUUCC
Canariomyces notabilis is the source of this 1936-nucleotide messenger RNA. RefSeq names its product Metallo-hydrolase/oxidoreductase. Bases 322 to 1572 code for a protein of 416 amino acids. The transcript has a single exon. Lineage: Eukaryota; Fungi; Ascomycota; Sordariomycetes; Sordariales; Chaetomiaceae. The record is from RefSeq and is a predicted model, not a curated record.